This is a messenger RNA of Caenorhabditis elegans, 822 nucleotides long. RefSeq names its product Coiled-coil domain-containing protein 172 (gene C05D12.4). The transcript has a single exon. Bases 1 to 822 code for a protein of 273 amino acids. Lineage: Eukaryota; Metazoa; Nematoda; Chromadorea; Rhabditida; Rhabditidae. The record is from RefSeq and is marked reviewed.
AUGUGUAAACUCGCUUUCACAACACCCACGUUCAUUCAAGAUCUCACCAAGGACCAACUUCUCCAGUUGGUAGAGGCACAGAGCAAGGAGUUGACACUGAUGGAGACUCAAAAAGAUGAAGCCAUCAAGCGGGCCAAAUUGCUGAAACAUGAGCUCGGGCAAUCUGGAAAUGUGGGAAUUGUAGAAUUCUACAGACGCGCUGUAAUGUUUAUGGAAAAUCAACUGAUUGAAAAAGAUGCAGUGAUUGAAAAAAAUAAUCAUGUUAUAGCUAUCAAUGGAGCAAAAAUCGAGGACAAUAAGAAGAGGAUUCAAGAAGAAAUGUGGAAGAAGGUGAAGGUAUUGGAAGAUGCUUUUGAUGAAAAAGUUGAAGAGAAUAAUGAGGUCAUCAAAAACCAGAAGGAAAGUAUCGACAAGAUGCGCAUUUCGAGAACAGAAACAUCAGAGGAGCACAAGGAAUUGGUCAAGAAGAUCAAUCAAAAAAUGAAAGAUACGGAGACAGCUUGUAGAAGAUAUGAGGCCAACACGACGCAUCUAACUGCUGAACUCCAUCAGACCAAAGAAACUCUUCAACUUGUGGAGAAAUCUCUGAAAAUGCAGACAAACUGGAUUGACACUUUCCUAUUCGAACAUUCUAAAAUGAUUAGUGAAGUAUGGGUGACUAAUCAGAAGAUGGCAGUGCAAUCGAAACAAUCUGAAGAUCAGCUGGAAGUCUUGAAAAAGAAGAAAGACGUUUUGAAAGCUAAGCAGGCUGCGCAAGAGUUGGAAUUGGAGAAUUUGAGACUGAGACUGAGAGACGUGGAAAGUCUCGGAGAACUUUUCUAA